AUGAGAAGAUGGCUGCUGGCCGCUGCACUCACGCUUGCUUAUGGCGACUGGAAGUGCACCGUCCAGGAGCAGAACAACUGCAUCAUCAAUGCAUCUGCGCUCGUGAGCGGCCCACUGGUGUUCGAUGGCAACGUUCUGGUGACGCACCAAGCCCUCGUGCAGUCCGAGACCAGCUUUAGCAUCGAAGCAUCUGGCAACCUCACCGUGGAGAUGGGGUCCACGCUGCAAGCCAAAGGAGAUCUGACCCUGAAUGCAAGCACCGUCCGCAUUGUUGGCUCCUCGACCUCGGCACAAGGGACCCUUGCCGUUGUCAGCCGCGCGAGCUCCAAACAAGGUGCUGUCGUUGGCUCCCACUUACCGGGAAAGGUUGGCAUUGAUCAGCGGGACUCCGGCGGCGACCCGGGUAUCCUCGUCGCCGAUGCAGCGCUUCAAGGCGGCAAUGUCCAGGUGAACUGCAACCAGAGCAAAGUAUGUCUCCAAGGAGCCAACAACAUAACGGUCGUUGACCCCACCCAGUCAUUGCAGAUAAGCGGGAAAGCUGUCUCGGCAGACUGCAGCAACUCAACCUUGACGGCAGCACAGAUCCAAAUUGUGGCAGAGAUGGACUUGCACUUGGAUGCCGCGAUUCCGGGGUUUACGCGAAGUGGCGGCAAGGGAGCGAAGACGCCGUCACAGCUGGACAUCACUGCACAAGGUCACAUGCUGAUUGGAAGCCAGAGCUGUACAUGGACGCUCGAGCGGCUGCACGCAUCUGCCAACACUAUGGAAAUUGCGACCAGCAGUCGCAUCCACACCGUUGGCCAUUCUACCUGCAAGCACACGUCGGACAGUGCAGGACCGAGGGAUCGCUGCUUCCCGGCCUGGCCAACGUGGCCGGGCUCAUGGCCCGAGCCUGUGGACGACCCGUACGUGACCUUUGACCUCGUACUCCUGGCACGGAAUUCCCUGAACCUGUCGAGCCGGGCCAUGCUUCAAGCUGCGUCGUCGCUCCUCUGCGUGAACAAUGGGGGCAUACGCUUCGCGGACCACAACGUCUUGGAUGCCUCGGGACGUGGCUGCAGCGCUGGUGCCGGGCGUGCGCCCGGGAGCACUGUUCGGGGCCCUACCGGAGCCUACUUGGCAGGUGGAGGCACUCAUCUUGGUGAGGGGGGAUAUGGCGGUUCGUUCGACACGCAUACAGUGCAGCCGAAUUCCUCCACGGUUCAACAGCCGGCUUACGAUUUGUACAACCGGCUCUUCCUCCCGACAGAGGGUGCUUCCGGUGGCGCCACUGGUUAUCUGGGGCCUGACGCUAAUGGAGCCACCCCACCUGCAGGCUCAGCUGGUGGUGGCUUGAUCUGGAUAUCUGCUACCAGCGCUUCUGGUAGUGUGACUUUCGGCAGCUGGGUUGCCUUGAAGGCUGAAGGGUUGCCCGGAGGCGUCGCUACCAAGCAUGUGUCAGGGGGUGGAGCAGGAGGACAGAUCUUGAUCUUCGCGACCAAGAUUGCCACGGAAAACGAAGAUGAGGCUCCAGUGCUCAGUGUUGCGGGUGGAAGUGGUGCUUGCUCGGCCACGACAAACGUGCUUAGCGGUGGUGGCGGUGGCGGCUUUGUUGGGUUAAACUGGACGGCAACAUCGCCCUUUCCGUCACACGGUAAGCUGGAUGUCGACGUUGCUGGCGGUUACAUGGGCAAUGAUGGAUCGGGGCAGAACUGCUCUUGGGUGGUGCCCAACUCUCGUGGUCUCCGAGACACCUUCGGGCAUCCUGGCCAGGAGAUGCCCUUGAGGGGAUGCAGCCCCGGCUAUGCAGGCCUCUUCUGCGAUGCAUGUGACGCCGGGUUAUGGAGCCUUGGGGGCCUUAACGGCUGUCAGGCAUGCACAAACAAGCCUCCCAACGGCAACUACACAAAAACUCAUUGGCCAAACGCGGAGUGCCCCUACGCCUGCGGCGUUGGGGUUCCGAACCGCAAGAGCAACCCAGGCUGCUUGGAUCCCAUGGAAUAUGCUCUCAGCUUCUUCGGCGGUCCGAAAGGAGUGCUUGCCAUCGCAAUCGCGAUUGUGAGUAGUGCUGCGCUUCUCCUGUGGCGUCGGCGGAAGUCGGGUGGCUUGUCACGUGCACUGCUCUCUCAUGACGGGCCUGGGGGAUCAUCGUCCUUUUCCCUUCGAGCGCACAACCGCGAAGGUGCAAGUGCUCAGAGCGGUAGCUUCUCCACGUGCUGGGCAUCUUGCUUCUGGCGAUACUGCACCCGCCGUUACGCCUCGGAUGAGCCGCAGAGGGUUCACAGUCCUUCUGAGUUUCAGAUGGCUCAAGAACAGCUGCCCUUCCACACCUGCCGGGUGUAUUUCCAAGGCGAGAACACGGGAAAAUCUGCGUGGUUGUUGAAACCGCAGGUACCCGCAGCCGUGGAUGACCUGGUCAUCAAGGAGAAGUGGGAGCAGCUAGCAAGGAUGGUGAAUGCUGCGGCAAAUGUUUCCAAGCUACAAAGCCGUGCAGAGGGCAUCUUGGAGUACUUGUAUCCGCCUGCAGCUCCGCAGUUUGCUAGGUACUGCCGAUGCAGACGGGCGAGGGCCAUGUUGCAGCUUGUGAGAGAGUUCUCCGAAACAGAGAGGCUCUGGAGGCCUAUCCGUCAAGCUGGCGGCGAGUUGCAUGUACGCUUCGGCUGUAAUCGGAAAGCCACGCUGGCUUAUCUGGACCUCUUCGACUUCUCGAGGUCUCCUAUGGACUUUGCACCUGUAAACCUCAGGAAGGAGGCUUGGUUGAUUCCGGUGCAUGGCCAGGGGACCUUUGACGAGCCCUACGAGGUGGACAUGAGUGAUCCAGUGCUUCAGCGCCUGGAGCACACGGACCACGGCGCCACGGCCAUUCUAGCUGUUCUCUCCACCUUCAACCGAGUUGCCCGUCGGCUUUUCAAGGAUGAGCUCCAGAACUCCAUUGAUGACCCUCUACAGCAACUGCACGAGAAGGUUGAACAGUGUGCCUCGCAGUGUGGGCUGGGGGGAUUUGUCCAAGUUCUCCUGGUUUGGCAGAGAGACCGCUUCCGAGGAGUCGACGGACUUAGUCUCAGCCGUGCCGAGGGCACGACGGACGCUAGCGUGGCAAGAUCGAGCGAGUCGCAGGGCAACUCCUUUCGGGACCUUGUCCUCGAUGCAGAGGAGGCUCACUGCGACAGACUGCCAUCCCAUGCUCCACGGCGGCGAGAGCUCCGACUCUGCCUUGUCUUUACGGAGUUCUCGCUGCUGGCAAGUGCCAGCAGCGGGGAUCUGGCAUCGCUCGGAUCCGCUGCGGGAUCGCACGGGAGCUCUAGAGUCCUGACGACUCCGAUUGCUCCCCAGGUGCUGAACGAGGCUCUACGAAGCUCUGCCAUGGUCGCAGGGGAAGAGUCCUCGAAUCCCAUCCCACCUGUGGACCGUGUCGGCGGCUGGGGCGUGAAGAGGCCUUUGUUGCGAUGGGGAUACUCGGGCUCGGACCAGACUGCAGCAAGAACUCUAGUGUCGCUCAUCUGCUUCUUGGCCUUCGAUCUUCUGGCCUUCUGCUUGAUCUGCGGGAUCCUCUUCAAGACCAGCAUGGUGGCUGGCAUGGUCUGGGUGUUUCUGCCGCCCUUGGCGCAGCCACUUGCGAUUGUGGUGGGGAUCCUUUUCUUGCUGACAGAGGAUCCCGACCUUGGACGACUUUUCGCCAAUCUGGAACUCCUUGGCAUUUGGAAUGCGGCGGUGUCUCUUGUGGUGCUGUUCUGGCUGUUGUUCUUGGACUCCUUGGUGUUCGGGCCUCGAUCUAGGCCUCCACGGAAGGAGGCCAAGAUUGUGUCAACAGUUGUCAACACGAGCCUUGCCUUGAGGUUUGACAUCCUGGCCAUGGGCAUUGUGAGCUGUGUGAAGGCAGACAUCGGGUGCUGUUGUGAGACUUCCAGGUUGCGAGGGCAGCCGCCCGUCCGCUUCGGCCCACUCCUUUCGUCCUAUCGACAUGAGAGGUUUGUCGGUGACUGUUCUCCCACCUCCUUGUACCUGUACUCCAUGGCAGGGCCCCCUCGCUGUUGA
Messenger RNA from Symbiodinium natans, 4014 nucleotides. NCBI's taxonomy places the organism in Eukaryota, Dinophyceae, Suessiales, Symbiodiniaceae. The record is from the annotation of a GenBank genome assembly.